CCCAGGUUAGAUCCAUAUCGUUUAACGCGCAUAUUUUACUGUUGGUCUUUGGAAACGGGCUUUGAAACUGCUUUGCCUAUCUGAACUGAUCUCUAACCCCUCGUAUCUCGUUCGUUACUAUGGCUGGCCCGCAAAGGCCUGCCUCUGGCCUACCUACAAGGAAGACGGGCAUCCGCCAACCCACUCGGCGAACUCGUUCUGCGAUACCAGAAAAAUCAGAAUCAGCAGUAGGAGCUAAAUCUUCAACUGCAUUACGCGCACUGAAAUCACCAGCACUGAAAUCACCAGGAGAACAGUCUAACGCAGGCGCGAAAAGGAAAGAAAGGGACUUUGAACGUGAACUGGGCCAGGACACUAGUAUCCAUGUCGUGGUUCGAUGUCGAGGACGCAGCGACCGUGAAAUUAAAGAAAACAGCGGGGUGGCAGUUGUGACAGAAGGGGUCAAAGGGAAGACUGUGGAAUUGUCGAUGGGGCCCAAUGCGAUCUCCAACAAAACUUAUAACUUUGACAAAGUUUUCUCACCGGCUGCAGACCAAGUCCUUGUCUACGAAGACGUUGUCGUUCCGAUUUUAAAUGAGAUGCUCGCCGGAUAUAACUGUACCAUUUUCGCAUAUGGACAAACAGGGACUGGGAAGACAUACACAAUGUCCGGUGAUAUGACAGACACAUUAGGAAUUCUGUCUGACAACGCUGGUGUUGCCCCGCGCGUACUCUAUUCCCUAUUCCACAAGCUCGAAGACACUGAGAGCACUGUGAAAUGCUCUUUUAUUGAACUGUAUAAUGAAGAGCUAAAAGAUCUGCUAUCAGUAGAGGAAAAUACGAAGCUGAAGAUCUUCGAUAAUGAAUCGAAAAAGAGCCAAUCUAGCACGAUGGUCCAAGGGGUGGAAGAAACAUAUAUCGACUCUGCGUCUGCCGGUAUCAAGCUGCUUCAAAAGGGCAACGUCAAGCGCCAGGUGGCUGCGACGAAAUGCAAUGACCUCAGUUCACGAAGUCACACAAUAUUUACAAUUACUGUCCAAACAAAGCGCACGACGGAAUCUGGAGAGGAGUACGUCAGUUCUGGGAAGCUAAAUCUGGUUGAUCUGGCUGGCAGUGAGAACAUUCAGCGUAGUGGCGCUGAAAACAAACGAGCAGCUGAGGCUGGAUUGAUCAACAAGAGCUUGCUCACCUUAGGCCGAGUAAUCAAUGCCUUGGUUGACAAGAGUCAACAUAUUCCGUACAGAGAAUCUAAGCUUACUCGGUUGCUCCAAGACUCUCUGGGAGGGCAUACCAAAACUUGUAUUAUCGCCACAAUCUCACCAGCCAGAACUAAUUUGGAGGAAACGAUGUCCACUUUGGAUUAUGCAUUCAGGGCCAAGAAUAUCCGUAACAAACCACAAACUAAUCCUUCUAUUUCCAAGAAGACUCUCUUGCGGGAAUUCACUACUGAAAUCGAGAAGCUCAAAAGUGAAUUGAUUGCGACAAGACACCGCAAUGGCGUGUAUAUGACGCCGGAGUCAUACGAAGAGAUGAUCAUGGAAAAUGAAUCUCGAAAAAUUGUCAAUGAGGAACAACGAGCAAAGAUUGAGUCGAUGGAAGCAAACCUUCGCCACAAGGUACAGGAGCUAUUCACAUUGACGAGCAAGUUCAACAACCUCAAGAAGGAUAAUGAAGAAACUCGGGCGGCUUUAGAUGGAACAAAUGAUGUUCUUCGCCAGACUGAGAUCGUCUUAACGAACACGAAGAAAGGCCUGGAACAAGAAGAAAUGUUACGAAAGGCCCACGAAGAGACCGAAUCGCAACUCUACGACAUUGGCACCAAUCUCUUAUCUACCCUUGACACAACAGUCGGUGAUGUCAAUGGAUUGCAUGAGAAAUUGGAGCGGAAAACCGAGCUUCAUGCAUUCAAUCGACAGACGUGGCAAGCUUCCUCGACCGAAGUUGCUGACGUUACUAAGAAGAUCGAUGCCAGGGUGGCAAAGUUUCAGGAACAACAUUUGGAGCUACUUGACCACAUUUCAAAUAAGAUCAAUGGAUUUCUGGGUGAUGAGCUGGGCUAUGCUCAGACGAGUCGGUCGCAACUGCAAGAAUUUGCUUCAUCAUUUCAAAGAAUAGAAUCUGAGGCCAGACGCCAGACAUCCGGGGCUCACGAUGAAAUGAACAAUGUUCUCGAGGAGAUCAAGUUCUUGCGUGAAGAGGUCAAGACAAAAGUAGGAGAGGGGCUGAAUGGUCUAUCUGCAGCCGCGGCUCGCAUUUCUAAAGAAGUCAUUGGCGAGAUUACGACCUUCCAUAGCCAGCUUCAUGACUCCUACAGUUCUCUUGGUAAAGACCUCAAGUCAAUAUUUGAAAACAUGGUUGGACAUUUAGAUUCCCAGAGGUCCGAAAUUCAUAAGCUUCGACAACAGUUACAAGCAACAAACCGUGAUACUGUAGAAGCUAACCGGACGGCUUCUUUUCACCUGGCCCAAGUCCUUGAAGAGGAACAUGCGGAUGCUGAGGCUGAACAUAACAUCCUCCUGUCGCAAAUAAAGGAGCUGAUGGAGGAGUCUCGCAAAAAGCAGUUCAGGCGGUUAAAAGGCAAAUAUGACGGCAUACGUACUGGUAUCUUGUCCUCGACCGACUCCCUGGAGCAGGCAACGGCGCAGUACGAUCGACAGGUUGAUGAAUGGGUUUUCAAGGAUGAGCAAUUUGCGAAGGACGUGACCGCGUCCAGGGAUGAGAUAAAAGCAAAGAUGCAGGAUGAUUGGCAGGUAAGCUUUCAUUUCGCUUACCAUCAUGUCAGAAAUUGCGCUAAUUAUGUAGUUGUUUGAUCAACGCAACGCGUCUAUUCAACGGGCGACACAGUCUGUGCAUGAGGAAACGGUCCGUAUUGUCGAUGCGCAAAUGAAAGACAUGUCGAAGCAAAUGGGUGCCUUGGAUGAUUUUGUCACUAAGGCACGGUCUCGGAACGGCGUCUUCCAUGAAGCACAUUUGAAUAGCUUGAAUUCGCUAUCCAGCAAUGUCCGUCAAUCGUAUGGUACUUUCAACAAUCAGUUGGAUCAGUUCGGCGGUCGUAUUUGCCAGUUGCGGGAUACUUUUUCCGAACAGUCUGAAGCUGCCCGCGAUUCGAUUGCUCCUUUAUCGGGUGAGGUUCGCGGACCGCUUUCAGACCUAGGCAUCAGCAUUACAAAUCGAAGCAUGAAAGAAUACACAGCUACUGGGGAGACGCCCCAGAAGACACAAUAUCACUACCCCAAGACUUUGCCCCGGACUGAACAACAUGAGAGUUUGAUCGCCAGGAUGAAGAAUGCCGAAGAGCUCAGUCUUCUACCUUUCAGCGGGGUGGACCAAUUCUCUCCCGUGAAGAAACCUCGUCAUGUUUCCUCACCUUUAAAGCCAUACGUGUACAAUGAUGGCGAGGAAGAGGUAGGGAAGCUUCCACCUCCCACCCCCAUAGCCACUUCUUCCAACACGGGACUUAGGGAAAUCGAUGCAAACGUCGCCGGACCAAUCGCGUCUAGUACGGCAGCUGAUGUCUCCGUGGCUUUCCCACCGCUGUUGCCGACGGCGUCGGGCAGCCCGGAGGAUGAUCUCAGCAGACCUCCUCUAAAGCGCCAUUGUUCCUCUACUGCCAUGGCUGAAAGCAAGUUACCUCAUAAAGCAGCCACGAGACGCCUGGCUGGUGUGUCGGGAGGCAGGGAAAAUAUUCCGAUCCCGACUCCAUCACGAGGGCAGAGAAUACGGCACCGGCCCAGUGCUUAAACAGUCGACUAUUGUGCUUCGCAUGCUGUUCCCUUUUCUUGUUAUUUGGCCCGACGGCCUUGGGGAGGGGGGCAGUGCAGAUUAUACUCAUUAGUUCUUGUAAUAAUUAUGGAGUACUGGUUUAGUUUUGGUGUUGAGGAGGGUUCUUAAUAAGGAUGGAGCAGGUUUACGUACGGGUUGUCCGAGUCUAUUCUUGGACUAUUGCUGUUUUUGUACAUUCUCAUUUAUUCCUGGCGUAUGUGGGUUGUCUUGUACUCGCUUUUCGGUUUUUGUACCUUGCGUAUUUGCUGGAUUUUCUCUGCCUCUGGGGCUUCGGUAUAGUUCUGGAACUAAUGCCAACUGUGGCGUGUAUCGUACAGAAUACCCUGUUUGCUUUUGCUAAUACAAUUCGUUGAAGGCGCAUGAAUUCUUUCCUUGGAUAGCCGGACAGCAUUUUGAUGCGAGGCUCGCCAACAUCUCUAUUUCAAAUUACGACUUUCAGGCACUCUGACCAGUAUCUGCCACCAUUACUACCCUAUUUAGGGGCGCAGGACUCCCCCCAGCCUCUGCUUCCAACAUUGCCGCCGGAGCUGGCGCUAUUGUUGGUUCUCCGCGUCGUUCCACCCCCCCAUCUUUUCACCCACCUCGAUAACUCUUCUCAAUUCUUUCAUUCGCUUCGAGAACUGAUCCAUCAUUUCCUCUAGUCUCUGGCUACCUUUAUCUCUUCCCACAAGAUUGCUCGGCGGCAAACCAGACGUACCGAGAAUCUUGAGCAUCAAGCCACGCUGGCCCUGUCCAUGUUCCUGCCCUUGUGUUUCAUCGGAGACGUUAUUUUCAAACGUCGGCGCGGGAACGAGCUGUGUAUCCAGGACUUGCCAUUUGGGGGUGAGACUGUAGGCGGAUGUCACUUUGAAUUGUUGUUGCUGAGGCAGGGGAUGGGCAGCUGACACUGCAGCUGGGGAUGUAGAUAUGGAUCUUGUUCCCCCUUGGUCUGCCGUACCAGCACUACCAGCACCAGGGACAUUGUCAGUGGUUUCGGACGACACAGGCUCGACGUCAAGUAUUACAUAAUUUUCCCUUACUCCCGGGAUGGGCGGAGGGAGCAAUGACUUCUUCAUUGAAUUUGAUGAUGCGGAUCUGGAGUUUUCCUCGUCCAUUUGUGUCCCGUCUAGGCCCACUUCAUGAUGCUGCUGAUGUCGGUGCGUUCCCGUGUCUUUCGUGGAGGACUUUUGGCUGUCUGGUCGGCUCGUUUCAAGUGCCCGCAAGGCUGCCUCGGUGACGAUUUCCGCGUCAUCAUCGGAGAAUAUGUAGUGGACUGUUGGAUGGUAGUAUUCGGAGCUAUUCUCGUCUUCGAUUAGGGUGAAGAACGGCUGGAAUGAUGAGGGAGGGUAGGUGUCGAUAUGAUGAUCGGUGGCAUCGUGAGGAUCCUCUAUUAUAUCUUCUCUAUUAGUGUUUUCUCUGUCGUUAUCUGAAUCGAAGUGGAAGAUCUUGUGUUCCGCUGCAUCCUCGUAGGAGUGUUGCUGCUGCGGUUGUAGUCUGUUGGUGUCCACGUCUGUCUGGGUGCGUCUGCUGAUGUUCCGGGGAAGGGAUCCAGAUGGUGUUCCGGUUUGGGCCCUUCGAAUGGGAGGUUUCAGAGAUGAGGAGGAGGGAGCAGGGGUGAAGAUAGGACGAUUGGGAAGAGACAUGUCAGUUGCGUGGAUACAUGGUUGUCGCUGGAAGGAAGA
Messenger RNA from Monascus purpureus, 5423 nucleotides. NCBI's taxonomy places the organism in Eukaryota, Fungi, Ascomycota, Eurotiomycetes, Eurotiales, Aspergillaceae. The record is from the annotation of a GenBank genome assembly.